UGUCCAGUGUGACUCGGUCUGACUUGACACCGCAGUGUUCGUCUGGAUUGAAAGUUUGCAUCGUGGAAUCAGGAAGUUGAGCUGAACAGUACUCUGUGGCAGCAGCAGCAGCAGCCCGCCUGUCUGUCUGCCUGUCUGCCGCUGCUGAGGACCUGAACCCGCUGGAACCCUCUGGAACCCUCUGGAACCCUCUGGUGAUGCUCUCUGACCUCUGGACCUCUCAGCCAUGUGAGUGACAGUAGGAUCCGGGCCUCCUCCCUGUGGUGGAACUCUGCUCUCGUAGUGAUUAACCAGUGACUCCAGUAGGAAUGUCCUACUGGUCUGUUGGCCUUCCCCAGGACUCUGGAGACACUCCCAGCAACAUGGAGCAACAAAGCAACCCUGGGGAGGAAAUGGGAGCCAAGUCAUCGUUGGUGGAGGGUCCGGGGCACGGCUCUGCACUGGUUACUUCUCCCACUCUGGAGAACAUCCGGGCAGCAUAUGAAGACGGAGAGGAGGAAGCUGCCAGGGAGCUGGUCCAACAAGCCUGCUGUGUGGAGUGCAGCGCAGGGAUGCCCCGCAUCAACGGGGUGCGUCUCCUGUGUGUGGCCACUCAGCAUGGUGAUCUGCAGAGUGUGUGUUACCUCCUGAAAGAAGCCCGUAUAACUGUUCCCCAGGAGCCGUCCAACAGCAACCCAGCCAUCCUGGCAUCAUACUACGGCCACGCCAGCCUGGUCAAAGAGCUGCUGGAUUCUAUACCUGGUCCAUGUCUGAGGAGAGACUUGCUGAACUGGAUGCUGGCCACAUCUUGCCAACAGGGUCACCUGGACGUGGUCCGGCUUCUGGUCCACAGCUACGAUGCUGACGCCAAGGACUGUGCCAUCCAUAGCGAUGAGUUUGCUGUCAUCACUGGGCUGCCGCUCUACGCUGCUGCACGAGCAGGUAACGAGGAGAUAGCGUGCUUCCUACUGCAGAACGGAGCAGGAUUCUCCUCGUACACCCUGAUGGACCAUCCAGCCUUCAGCAAACACCUCCUCAGACUGAAGCUACAGGAAACGUCCAACGCAGAGGGAGAGGAGGCUGUCACCGUGUGCUGGAGUGGUCUGCAACUGCCCUGGUUGGAGCUGGAUUGGUUCAUGGACGUCUCCUCACGUAUCACCCACCUGGAUCUGUCAACCAACAGCCUGACUGCUCUGCCCUCCGUGGUGCCCUGGGGUCUCAUCCACCUGCAGACUCUAGAUCUUUCCAACAAUCUGCUGAGAGAGCUGCCAGCUGCUCACAACUCCCAGGAGGUCAUCUGCUCAAGUUUACAGCAGAUCAAUCUCUCUCAGAACCAGCUCACCAGUUUGCCACCCGGACUUCUCCAUCUGACCCACAUCCAGAGACUUUCUGCUGCUAAGAACCAGCUCACAGUCUUGUUUGACAUCCCUCUCACCACUAACUGGAUCGGUCUACGUAAGCUGGAGGAGCUGGAUGUGUCUGAUAACUGUCUGACCAGUCUGCCCACGGCAAUCAUGCACUGUUUGAAAUCCUUGAGCUUCCUCAACGUGUGCAGGAACACACUGAGCACCUUCCCUGACCCCUGGGCUUGUCCACUGAGACAAUGCAGAGCUUCUUUCAAUGUGAUUGAGAGUCUUCCAAACACCAUCUCCAUCUUCUGGAGGACUCAGCUGCAGGAGGUGGACUUCUCUGACAACAGCCUGAAGGAGCUGCCCUCAUAUAUCUUUGAACUGGAGGCUCUGGUCUCGUUGAGAUUGUGUGGGAAUCACAUUGCGACACUCCCAGCUGCCAGUAAAUGGAAGUGCUCUCAGCUCAGGACCCUCGAUCUUUCCAGGAACCAGCUGGGCAAAACAGAAGAGGGGCCCAAGUCCAGGAGGCUGGCCUUCCUGACUACAUGGAACAAGAGGGACCCGGACCCAGACCCAGUGUGUCCCAUCGAGUUUCCGAUGAUUCUGCGGGAUUCACUGGAAGUGCUUUUCUUGAAUGACAACCAGCUGGAGUGUGUUCCCCAGUCAGUGUGUGGUCUGCACAGCCUCACUGAGCUCUACCUCUCCAAUAAUCCUGCGAUUCGGGAGCUUCCAGCAGAGCUCAGUCAACUCUCCAACCUGUGGCAGCUGGACACCGAAGACCUCAACAUUACUAAUGUCCCCCAGGAAGUCAGAAAAGAAGGUCCUAUAUCUGUCCUGGCUUUCCUCCGGGCACAUCUUCGAAAGGCAGAGCCUUAUAAGCUGCUGAAGAUGCUUGUGAUUGGUCCACCGAGACAGGGGAAGACGGCCAUUCUGGAGGCUCUACAGAGCGGCAGGGCGGCCCCCUUCACCCCAGCAGGGUGCAGCAUCUCCACCUCUACCUGGGAGCUGGACAAACCCAACAGAGGCAAAAACAGCAAGGACUCCAUGGCGUUCAACGUGUGGGACAUCGGUGGUCAAGCAAACAUGUCCACGGUGAACCAGUGUUUCUUCACUGAUAAGGCCCUGUACGUGGUGGUCUGGAACCUCGCUCUGGGAGAGGAAGCUGUGGCCAACCUGCAGACAUGGCUGCUCAACAUAGAGGCACGAGCACCCAACUCUGCCGUGGUGGUUGUGGGAACACAUUUGGAUCUCAUCGACACCAAGUUUCGCACUGAAAGACUGGCCACGCUGAGAGCUUACAUUCUGGCUCUGUGCCGAUCCCCUUCAGGGGCUCGAGCCACCGGCUACCCCGACAUCACCUGGAAACACCUGCAGGAAGUGUCCUGUAAGACCCUGGAGGGCUUGGAUGGGCUGAAGAAGCUGAUCUACCAGGUGGCUCUCUCCAUGAAAGACAGCGGCAGCUCAGCCUGUGGCAGUAAACUGGUGGGCAGACUGAUCCCCAGGAGCUACCUGACACUUCAGGAAGCAGUGCUAGCAGAGAAGCAGAGGCGGGAUGAUGAGGGUGAGGUCCAAUACCUAACUGACGCCCAGCUGGACCGAAUCAUCGAACAGAACCCAGGAAGUGACAUCACAGACUAUGAGGACCUGCAGACUGCCAUCAGCUUCCUGAUAGAGACGGGGACCCUGCUUCACUUCCCCGAUACAAGUCAUGGCCUUUGUACCCUCUACUUCCUGUGUCCUGUGUGGCUGUCAGAAUGCCUGGAGAGGAUCAUGCACCUCAAGUCCUCUCGCUCGGUAGCCAGGAAUGGAGUUAUCCGAGCUGAAGACCUUCGGAUGCUGAUGGUAGGAACAGGGUUCACCCAGCAGACAGAGGAACAGUAUUUCCAGUUUCUAGCCAAGUUUGAGAUUGCUCUUCCUGUGGCCAGCAAGAGCUAUCUGCUGCCCCACCUCCUUCCCCCUAAGCCAGCCAUGGACAUCCACGGCUUCCGUCAGCAGACCAACAACACCCUGCAGCGCCUUGUCCAGAUGAGCUUUGUUCCUGCCGGAUUUUGGGAGCGCUUCAUUGCCAGGAUGCUCAUCAGCCUCACAGAGAUGGACCUGCAGUCAUUUGAGCCCAAAAGAGACACCAGGAGCCAGCGCAGCAGAAACUCUGUGAUCUACAGCUUUGCCGGAACCCAGCCGAGGAACCGUUGCAGCACCUUCAGAGUCCGACGCAGCCAGACCAUCUACUGGAAGGAGGGGCUGCUGGUCACUUUUGAUGGAGGUUACCUCAGCGUGGAGUCAUCAGAUGUCAGCUGGAAGAGGAAGAAGAGUGGAGGCAUAAAGAUCAUCUGCCAGUCAGAGGUGAGAGAUUUCUCUGCCAUGGCCUUCAUCACAGACAACGUCAACUCUCUGAUUGAACAGUGGUUCCCAGCUCUGACAGCCAGUGAGAGUGAUGGAAGUCUCCUCAUAGAGCAGUACGCCCCCUGUCCCCUCUGUGUCUCGCUGGGCCAACAGAAGCGGGCAGAACCAGCGGCCAGCCAGGCCGGCCAGGACGAAGAGGAAGGAGCCUGUGGAGGAGACGGGGUUCAUUACUUUAACAUGGAGGACUGUGUGUUGGCUGCGGUGGAGGAGGAGCACAUCAUCUGUCCUCAGCACCCUGGCCAGCCAGUCACCCUCCAGGAGCUAGUCCCAGAGCUCUUCAUGACUGACUUCCCUGCACGGCUCUUUUUGGAGAGGGGCCAGCUCGAGUACUCCGAGGAGGAGAAGAACAUCCUCGGCCAGGGUGGCAGCGGGACCAUCAUCUACCGAGCCCGAUAUCGGGACCGACCGGUAGCCAUCAAACGCUUCCACUUCAAGAAGUGUCGACAGCAGACCAUCAGCAGUGACACAGACACCAUGGUGAAACACCUGCAGUCUGCGGACGCCUGUCGGAGCUUCUCUGAAUUUCGCCAGGAGGCCAGCAUGUUGCACUCUCUGCAGCAUCCCUGCAUCGUCUCUCUGGUGGGCAUCAGCAUCCAUCCGCUCUGCUUCGCCCUGCAGUUAGCCCCCCUGGGCAGCCUCAACACCGUGCUGGAGGAGAAGCGCAAAGGCACAGGCUCCAGCUACAUGCCUCUCGGUCACAUGCUAACUUUCCGAGUAGCGUAUCAGAUUGCAGCAGGACUGGCGUACCUUCACAGGAAGAGCAUCAUCUUCUGUGAUCUCAAAUCUGACAACAUCUUGGUGUGGUCUCUGGAGGUGCAGGAUACAAUUAACAUUAAACUGUCCGACUAUGGCAUUUCUCGACAAACCUUCCAUGAGGGGGCAUUGGGGGUCGAGGGCACGCCAGGGUACCAGGCUCCUGAGAUCCGACCAGGCAUUGUGUAUGAUGAGAAGGUGGACAUGUUCUCCUAUGGUAUGGUGCUGUAUGAGCUGCUGUCGGGGCGGAGGCCAGUGCUUGGACACCACCAGCUUCAGAUAGCAAAGAAGCUCUCCAAAGGCAUUCGGCCGGUGCUGGGCAGUCCAGAGAAAGUUCAGUUCUGCUGCCUCCAGAGUUUGCUGACUGAAUGCUGGGACACCAAGCCCGAGAAGAGGCCGGUGGCCACGCUGUGUGUGAGGCAGAUGCAGGAGCCCAGCUUCCCCUGCCUCAGGUAUAUGUUGUCCUGUGACAGCCACUCGCAGCUCUUCCUGCAGGGACACAGCGCUGUGUUCUGGAACGGAGACAAGGACAACAGGAGCUACAGUGUGGUGAAUGUGGAGAAGGGCCAGGUUGAGGUGAAGAGAAUGUCUGUGCAGGCAGCCAGGAUCAGCUGUCAGAUGAAGAUGGGUAACAUUCUGUGGAUGGCCACUGAGGAGCAAGCGGUUUUCAUCUACAGUCUGAAGGACAUGUGUCCGCUCAGUCAGCCCCAGAAACAGUUCUGUCCAGCCAUCAUCACCUGCCUGUUCCCUGUUCCAGCAAGAGAACAGAGCCUGGCCAGAGUGUUUGCGGGAAUGUCUGACGGCCUGGUGGCAGUGUACAGCUUGGUGGAGGACCUUCCUCUGGAGGGGGAAUCCUACCUGUGUUCACACACCCUCAACAAGACAGUGUUUGCUCUGAAGGACUCGGAUCCCAGGCAGAGACCCUACCCAGUCAGGAGCAUGGCACUAGUCAGCAGUGGCUCUCAGUUAUGGUUCUCCAAUGGUCCGGGCGUUCUGGUCAUUGACUGUCUGAGUCUUCAGGCAGUUCGAAGGCUGGAGCCCUAACCGCCAUCCUCCAUUGUAUCCAUGACAACCAGCUUCAGUCUAUGGGGAGAGGAGGCAGUCUGGAUGGAUGACCACAUCAACACCCUGCUGCUCUACCAUGCUGCCUCCUUCCAGCUCUGUGCCAAGUACUGCUGCGGAGACAGCAAUCCUCCGGACGUCUUCCCUGUGCAGCGUCCUGCAGGGGUUUCCAUGGUGACGACCACUGAACUCAAGACCGCAGACCGGGAAGAGAAGCUGGAAUGGGCUAAUGGAGAAGUGACACUGAUCUACAGAGAAGCGGGUACUCAGAUCAUUCAGCACCAGGAUUCACUGACAGACUACUGCUCCAUAUCAUCCAAUUGCUCCCUGGAGCCGCUGGGGUCGGACCGUUCCAGCACCGCAGACCUCGCCUCAUUAGCCAGCCACAGCAGCAGCAUGCCACCGCCUACAGACCGGGUGGAGACAGGCAGGGACCAGGACCAGCGGGUGUCCACGAACCCCGACAGUGAUCGAGACACUGCAGAGACCGUGAUCCCCACACCGCCUCAGCUGCGAGCCUUCAAUGUGCUGCCAGUGAACGGAACUCUGUGGAUCCCCAGGCGUGGAGGUGAUGUGAUGGUCAUUGAAGUGCAGUCACAUGGUGAUGAGCUGAGGGGGCGUGUCAUUGCUGUCCUCAGUCCACCUGGAUGUUCCUCUUUGGGGAUCCUGGAGGAGGCAGCACUAGUGGCAAAGGACACAGUUGUAUGUGGCUUUCAUAAGGAAAACAUGGAGUGGUGCCUGUGUGUCUGGAGGGGCUGGGGCUGCCGAGAGCUCGAAGUCUUCUACCAGUCUUACGAGGAGCUCGGCCGUUUGGAGACCAGCUUUAGGAAAAGAAGGUAGCCGUUGUGCUGCGUCGGCGAGGUGCAGAAUCACAGCUCUGUACGGCAGGCGAGCCAAGGGGGGAAUACACGCCGACAGAGUGCAAGUGUUCGGAGCAGGGGGGGCCGCCAAAUGCUGACAUCAGGGCAACGUAGGAGGGGGGGGAGGAGGGCUGAGCCUCCAGCUGUGCACAGCGGUUUGGUCCCCUCACUUCAUACGUCAGUACCAAUAAUACAAAUCUGUAAUCAGCCCUGAAAGCUGAGUCACAGAUCAAAGUUGCCAGAACAAAACUUUACUUCUGCACAGAGGUUUUAAUUUCAUAUUUCAUCCAGUCUGGUAUGACUGGAAUUCAGCUCAAGAUGUGGUGGACUGUUUGUGUCUGACUCCAGCUGCUGCAAUCCAUUGUUUAUUCUCUCCGUCUAUUUCAGUGUCCCCUUCAUUUAACUAUUCCAAUCUGUAACUUUAUGGACGGGGACAUUCUUAAGGGACAAGUACUGACUCUUUUAAAUGAAUUGCUGUUGGAGAAACAGCUGUGUGCAGGUCGUCGAUGGCAGCGGCGCUGACUCAUAACACAUUGUUCCUCUCUUUUAUCUGUGCCACAUGAAUCUGCAUGCCAGCCACAGUUCCUAUUGUUGUCAGAGAACAUCUGUGCAACGUUAUGUAACAGACCAGUGGUUCCCAGCUUCUGCCAUCAAAACAUAAUACUUUAUUUUUUUAAAUUAAACUCCAUUCUGGCUUCAGACGCCGCAGUGUGUUCCUCGCUCAACUCUGUUCCACCGGCAUCUGUACCUCAGUAGAAUAGGAAUCAUCUGAAACAUGUUCUUGGGUUUUCAUUGUUACUGGUCUGCCUUUCCUUCACAGAGCUCACGUUAUCCCUCACAUGCACACGGGAUUCACAGGAAAUGAUGCGGCACGUACUGAUGCGGAAGAUAGAAGCCAGUACAUGUGCACAUUUUACAUAAUGUAGUUUAUGUAUUGCAUCAUGGCAUCAUUAAUUUAUUUAAUAAUAAAGUUUUGUUGGCCAUAGCUUCUGUAGUCUUCUUUAUUAAAACAACAGACUGCGUGUCUGGGUUAGUAAACAGCUACCAUACCGGGUGUUGUUAUUCUGUUGUUUCUCUGACAGACUCACACUCCUAUUUAUUAAUUAAUACACCCAGUUAACCACAGGUGUCACCAACUCAGCCGGACCUGAAGUCAGUAGGACUUCAGCUCCCAUAAGACCUUUACAGUGGGCCAAUAGCUUGCUAGGGUAUAUUACUUUUCUCUUGGUUCAAAUGAUGUCAUCCCUUCAUGGGUGGAUUUUGAGACAAUGGGCCCCCUGGACACAGAUAUGCAAAAGGCCCCACCAGCUCUCCUACCAAAGACACACAGACUCUAUAGUUGUUUAGCCUAUUUUUGUAGUUAUUUUGCGUCUCUUUGUAGUUGUUUUCUGUCUCUUUGUGGUCAUUUUGUGUCCCUUUUCAUAGUCGUUGUGAGUCUCUUUGUGUCUCUUUGCAGCUUUUUUGCAUCUCUUUGUAGUUGUUUUGGUAUUUUUACAGUUAUUUUUGUCUAUCGUUGUUAUGCCUUUCUUUCUAGUUGUUUUCUGUCUCUUUGUGGUCAUUUUGAGUCUCUAUGUAGUUGCUUUGUGUUUCUUUGUGGUCAUUUUGAGUCUCUUUGUAGUUGUUUUCUGUCUCUUUGUGGUCAUUUUGAGUCUCUUUGUAGUUGUUUUCUGUCUCUUUGUGGUCAUUUUGUGUUUCUUUCAAUAGUGGUUGUGAGUCUCUUUGUGUCUCUUUGCAGCUGUUUUGCAUCUCUUUGUUGUUUUGGUCUUUUUAGUUAGUCUAUUGACAGAAAACACCACCAAGAUUUCAGCUUUUCAGAAUCUCUUCUGAAAGAAAACCAUUGAGUUACAGAUGCCCGUGGAGCAGAGGCUAUCUACGGGGGGGGGGGGGGGGGACUUUAGCACUCUAUAGGCUAGUUAUAUAGCCAGACAUCAGCCCUCAGGGCUGUUACCUAAUGAUCUAAAAUGUAUCAUACGCACGUAUAUGCUUUUAUUCUUUCCUUGCUCCCUGGUCUAUCCACGUAGGACUAGUGUUACCACUGGAGCUCACAGGUUACAGACACGGCAGAUUCAUGCACGAUUAAAAGCACAGGCACCACUGAGUGCAGGGCUUUGGGUGAAGCGUUGGCUUUAUUGUGUGGUUACAAUGAAACGCUGAGAACCACUGUAGGAAACCACAUGGUUUUACAUAUUUUUAACCAUUUUAUCUUUCCAACCAAAUACUUUUGUUGUCUUAAUUUGGCCCAUUUGCGUUCCGACAGUGGCCAGUGAAGACCUGUAUAUUGUUCAUAACAGCCGAAUAGUAAGGCAAAGGUUAUGUAUUUAUCAGAAUGUAUAAUGAAAGUGCAUUGCAAUAGAAGUUGUUGUGUACACAAUCACUGUACAAUAUAUUACUGAAUAAAGUUCUUAUGAUAACUCUG
Sebastes umbrosus (honeycomb rockfish) is the source of this 8822-nucleotide messenger RNA. RefSeq names its product leucine-rich repeat kinase 1 (gene lrrk1). Gene Ontology annotation, molecular function: ATP binding; protein binding; protein kinase activity. Gene Ontology annotation, biological process: protein phosphorylation. The record is from RefSeq and is a predicted model, not a curated record. Lineage: Eukaryota; Metazoa; Chordata; Actinopteri; Perciformes; Sebastidae.